GAAAAGAGGAGGGUUAAAGUGUCAGGUUACCUGGACUUUAGUUUUGUUUUGUCAGUGGGACUCGAUCGUAGCUCUCUGUGUUGAUUUGAAAUGCUACAUACUAUCACACGUAAUUGCGGCCUUGGCGUUUUGAAGAGGGGUAUCUGAUUAAGUUAUAUUACUACAGAAAGAAAACAGUAAGGAAAGAGGAAGACAGUGAGAGACUAAUCUGAGCCAGGACGGUAAGAGGAAGGGGACAAAGAUAACCAAGGGACAGCAAAGUUUCUGAGGAAUACCACCUCCUGAAAGGGAGGGCAGUGUUUACUCUGUACUCUGUGACAAGCUACAUCAAGGCCUUACCAAAAGAGAAACCUUCACCAUGUGGACAGCUGCUCAGCUCCCUGAGGAAACCUCAAGGCCAUUAAAUCCUACGAACCCAGGUCCUCGGCCAGGACGCCACAGAAGGCCCAUGACGGCUCCAAACACCCCGAGAGAGAAGAGAGCGAAGAUCAAGAAAGUGUUGAUCACUACACUGACAGUUCUGUUGAUACUGGGCAUACUGGCCAUUGCAGCAUACUUCAUUAAAAACUUGAUUGAAAGUAAAUACUUCUUUUGCACACGGUCAGUGAAAUUCAUCCCGUUAGACAAAACCUGCGAUGGGCACAUUGACUGUGCAGGAGCAGAAGAUGAAAUUACCUGCAUGACAACCUUUAAAGUAAACACUACAUUUCCAGUGCGACUCCAGUCGAAUGAUCAGGUCUUGCAAGUUUACAGUCCAGACUCAGGUUGGCGGACUGUUUGUGCUGACGACUGGACCCAAGCGCACACACAGACAGCAUGUACACAACUGGGAUACACAAUGAAGCCUACUAGCAAAAACAUCUUAGUAAGCUCCUUAAUGUCACCGAUGAAAACGGGACCAUUCACAGCUGUCAGGCCAGGGACCUCAAACACGCCUAUACAACAAGCCACUGCUGACCGCAGUGUAUGCAACUCUGGAUCUGUGGUAUCUUUAUCCUGUUCAGACUGUGGAAAAGUGGGCCCUGAGCAUCGCAUCGUUGGGGGCACUGAUACAUCCAUUGACCACUGGCCAUGGCAGGUCAGCCUGCAGCGGUCUGGCCAACAUACAUGUGGAGGCUCACUGGUGUCACCGCGCUGGGUAGUCACUGCUGCCCACUGCUUCACUGGAAAUAAUAGGGAGUUGAGGCAAUGGGCAGUGGUGUCAGGCCAGACAAAUAUAAUCACACUGGGAGGCUCCUCUGUGGACAGAGUUAUAGUGAAUGGAGACUACAAUGCAGAAACAAAUGACUAUGACAUAGCACUGAUGAGACUCACUAGGCCAAUCACAGUGUCAGAUAUCAGAAGACCAGUUUGUCUGCCUCCUAAAGACUAUAUCAUCACAGCUGGAACCUACAUGACUGUGACAGGGUGGGGAUACCAACGGGAAAAUGGUGCAGUUUCUGACAUACUGCAGGAGGCCAAUGUCCCUCUGAUAGCUCAGUCAGCAUGUUCCAGCUACACACUCUACGGUAGCGCAAUAACAAAUAGGAUGCUCUGUGCUGGCUUCCCAGAAGGGAAGGUUGAUGCCUGCCAGGGGGACAGUGGAGGCCCUUUGGUGCACAUCACUGAGUCCAAUUGGAAUCUGGUAGGCGUGGUGAGCUGGGGCGUUGGCUGUGCCCGGAAGGGAAAGCCAGGUGUUUACUCCAACGUGGAAAUGAUGCUCAACUGGAUCCAAACAGUCAUUGAGAAACACCCAUGAUGUCAUCCAUUGCGACAAACAACCACCACGAGAAUCCAGUGCGGUCUACCUCUGAUAGACUGUGAAACUUAAACAAACCUGUCUUUUUUUCUCUCUCUCUCUCUUUUUUUCAUUUUGGUUGCCUAAAGGUGAGAAAAGGUUGCAGAGAGAGGGGAAGUUGAGGAUCUCAACAGCAAAAUGGAAACGGAAACACAGCCAUAUGCAUAAACACAGUGCGCACACACACACACACACACACACACACACACACUUCAUCAAACACACAUCAGGUGCUGCUUGUGCCAUUUCAUAUUCGUUAUCUCAGGGGAAAAAUAGCUGUAGCUGUGUGCACUGGUAUGUUUGGGAUCUUUAUAGCAGAAUGUUAUACAUGUUUUGUUUUUUUAAAGCAUUUUUGUCUUUGUAUGUGCAUAUGUCAGACACAAGUAAUUGACUUGUGUUGUUGUUUUGUUUUUCUUAGAGAAUAAUCAUCAAAGUUUAUUUUAUCUAUAUUGACACUAAUUGCUGCAAACACUGUGUUGUGAAGUUUUUUUUUGUGUCUCUUAUGUUUGGAGUUUGUCUGGCAAGCUUCAGAUAUAAUGUACUUGAUUACUGUGUGCCUUGACUAUUGGUGUGGUAUGUGUCGUUUUACGGUUAAUGUUCAACUGCUACAGAGAAAGUUAACAGACCUUAUUAUCAGGUAUUGGAAAUAUUUUAAAGUGACAAAAGGUCUGAGAGUUUAAUGCAUUUAUUGUGCUAUUUUAGAUGAUCACCCUAUUAAAGGGCAAAGGCACUUUUUUUUCUUUUUUUGCAGGACUGCAGGUGUGAUACUUCUGACCUCGAGAUGAUUUAGCACUUUAAGUGGAAAGUGAGAACUAAAGGACCUCACUUUAUGCACAGAGGAUUUAGGUCACAAGUCUACACAUACAUUCAAUAUAAACAUUCAUAGAUCAUAUUGUAUAUUGGCUCCAUCAUGAGUGUCAAAGUAGUCAUGCAUCCACAGCAACUUUAAAAUACUCUCGCAUUAGCCGGAAUAUUCAGACUAGUGUUCACCAAGUUAUUUCCUUCACUGCAAGGGAAUUUCUCCCAAAAAUACUGCAGAAUUUGUUUUUGUCAAAUUUAUUGCAGUUGGUUAACUGUUGCACUCAACCAAAACUCAUUCCAACAGGAAAUAAACCUGAAUUUGUUUUAAAACUGUUUCUUUACUGAAAAAUGUACUUUAUUAUAUCAUAUAUUAAAUAGUUGGACUUGAGUAUGAGUGCCAUGAGGGUUAAUAUUUGUGAAUAUUUUCCAUUUUGUUGUCGUUGUUGUUUAAUAUAUCUGAGUCAUUUGCAAAGACAAUAAAAACAAUGUUAACUUGG
Oreochromis niloticus (Nile tilapia) is the source of this 3075-nucleotide messenger RNA. It is a transcript of the gene tmprss4a, whose product is annotated as transmembrane serine protease 4a. The record is from RefSeq and is a predicted model, not a curated record. The coding region runs from base 359 to 1738 and encodes 459 amino acids. The transcript is spliced from 13 exons. Lineage: Eukaryota; Metazoa; Chordata; Actinopteri; Cichliformes; Cichlidae. Gene Ontology annotation, cellular component: membrane. Gene Ontology annotation, molecular function: protein binding; serine-type endopeptidase activity. Gene Ontology annotation, biological process: proteolysis.